Messenger RNA from Lytechinus pictus (painted urchin), 7465 nucleotides. Its product is annotated as regulator of G-protein signaling 22-like. Gene Ontology annotation, molecular function: G-protein alpha-subunit binding. The transcript is spliced from 24 exons. Bases 599 to 5389 code for a protein of 1596 amino acids. Gene Ontology annotation, cellular component: cytoplasm; nucleus. Gene Ontology annotation, biological process: regulation of signal transduction. NCBI's taxonomy places the organism in Eukaryota, Metazoa, Echinodermata, Echinoidea, Temnopleuroida, Toxopneustidae. The record is from RefSeq and is a predicted model, not a curated record.
ACUUGAAGCUGCGAUGUUUCAUGACGCCUAGAGCGAAGGAUAGAUCACUACACGGCUAAUAAUACAGUUAGCAUUGUGUUGUAGUUGUAACUCGAUAAGAUCGAUCGGGAGCACGCGAUCUGCGCCGUAUCGUCAAGAUCACCCGACAUAAAUAAUGAUUUUCGACGGUUCCAAGGCCUUGUAAAUAUUCGUUUUGCCUCAACAUGAAAUAAGGUAUUUAUAGCAGAAAGUAGGGGUCUGGAUUUUGGGAAAGUAACGUUAGUAUCCACUUAAUAGACGUUCGGAAAAGAUCGAGCGAGACUCCGCCUACGACGAGGCCUGCGGCUACGGCCCUAAACAACAGGCGACAGCUUCCGUAGCAACCGAGCUCGAGCCUGGGUUCUCCGUACAGCUACAGUACCGGUCACGCAACUUCGAGCAGCCGGGCCGAAGCCCCGCCACGCCACUGCACGGUUUGGGUUCCGACGAUGUCCUGAUCGACAAGUGACAUGACGCUUCUUGAAAACAUCUUCUGUUUGUUCUUGGUCUCCUCAACAUUGCCCCAAAUACAGUUUGUGAAGGUUAAUCUCUUUGGAUGUGAGUAGAGUAUGAAGCAGCUAUGUCGGAGAAAAGGCUUUCUGUAGUACCUCCUGAAGUCACACCAGAUGAUCUGGAGGAUUAUCUUGCAACAGACGAUCUUUUCAUUGAUUACUUCAAUGCAUUCCUUCAGCUCUCGACUUUCUCAAAGCCUGUCUACUUCAACAAGGAAUAUGGCGGUUUUGAAGUGGUCACAGACGAGAAGCAGAGCCUCAAGCAGCGGCUUCGCGAUUUGGUACGGUCUCAGCAGAAACCUAACCCUAUCUACAAGGCAGCCAUCGCUGUGGCUAUGGCCAAGAAGCCCCCUAAGAUGCCAUGGCAUUAUGGUGAAGACAUCGAAGAACCUGAUGUUAAAACAAGCUUUAAAGUACAGUGUUUGAACAAGGAGCAAGGGAUUCAAUGGAUAAAGGCAGAACGACUUCCCACAUUCUUAGAAAGCGAUUGUUACAUCGAGUACAGACUUGCCAAACUCAUCUCGCAGACAGAGAUUGCAGAUAAAGCAUCAGAUACCCCAUUGAAGCUUUUGAUUGAUCCUGCGUAUGAACCAUUUGCCAUUGAAAGACCACCUGUGAUCGAACCACCAGUAGUUGAUGAACAAGCCAUAGCCAUACGUGACCUGUUUGUAUGCAUGGGUGAUGCCUCAACGACACAAACUCAAGAAUGGUUCUCUACUGUCAAAUUGUCCGCAAGUACGUCUACGACAAACUCCAUCGGGAAGAGACCGUCUAGUUCGGUUGGGAGACCGUCCAGUUCGGUUGGGAGACCGUCUAGUUCGGUUGGGAGACCAUCUCGUCCUGACAGUGUGGCUCUCACAAUGGACAGUGGCUUUGCCAGCCCAUCGAGAUCGGAUGCAUUGAAUAUGUCUUUGACCAGUCAGGACCUGACCAUGGACAUGGUUAACGAUCUCCCGCACAAAGAUGUCUUGUUUGAAAGUCCGUUGCGGCUGCGCGAAUGGCGCGCCCCGAUCGGCGACAACGUCUGCGAGGUGGCAGACAUUGAAAAGAAAGGACUUGGAGGGGCCUACUACCUCGAUAUUAACAAACCAGAAGUGCUAGAAGAGGAAGCAGAGGAAGAGGACAAGGCUUCUGUUGAAAGCGAUGAGAGCGGUUGUGAAAGUCAGCAGCUUGACAAGGCGGAAUCUAUCGAUCUAACAGAAAUUGAAACCAAAACUGAUUCUGAAUUACAAGAGAAGGAAGAAACAUUAUCUACACCAAGCCCAAAGGUGAUCAAGAUUAAGAACCUUAGUGAUAUUGCCAGUGUUGUUGUGUCCGUCUCGCUAAAGAAGGCAGUUUUGAUUGCAACCGAAGCAUCAAGUGAAGACAUCGAUAGGUAUCUGGAUGAUAACGUGUUGAAGGUGGAAGGGAUUCAAAUGGAAGACCUGACAUCGCAAUGGGAGGAUCAAUUAGAGUAUGAGGUUCCAGUCACUCCAAAGAACAUCAAACUCCAGGUUCCCGACCAGGAAGCAGAGCGAUCAAUCAGUCGUAUGUCGACCACGCUGUCCGAAUGCAAGGACACGGUCGGGGAUGCGGACUCUCUCUUCGACAGUGAUCAAGACGACGACGAUGUUGAGGAGGAAAGCCGGGAUUCUUUCUUCAACAAACCCAAGCAGACCUUUGAUCUGAUGAACAAGAAGGGACUGGAUGCGUUCAAGAGAUUCCUGUGGGGUUCAGAAGGAGAGAAGUGUUGGAAUCUGUGGUUGGACAUUGACAGAGGUACCAUGAUUGAUGAUCAAGAGGUUUGCAGAGUGUUUCUAUCUUGCCUCAGAGACAAGUACAUCAAGACAGGAGGGGACUGUGAGCUGUCCUCUGCUAUGAGGGAAAGACUGGGUCUUAAACCUUCUUCAGUUUGGACAUCGAUGGAACAACUUGCGGGACUCAAAUCAAAUAUCAUUAAACCUUUACUUCUUUAUUGGGCUCCUCGUUUCUUGAUGAGAGAGACCUACCAGCAGAAUCAAUCAAGUAACUACCUUUACAUCCGACAGCAGCUCCUUACCAAGCCUGGUCCAGCCCCGUAUCCUGACCCCCCAACGGUCACCUUACUCCCUCUUCGUCCAAAGUCAUGCUGUCCGAGACUUCGCUCGUUUUCACUUGAUUCUGAGCCAAUGGAAGUUCAUGUGAAUCAGCACAUGAAGGAUCCAGCAGCGUCUCGUCCAGAGAGUAGACCCGCAUCAUCAAGAAGCCAUCGGGAAUCGGUCAAGAAGCUAGAGCGCAGACACGAGAGGAGUAAAACCCUCCCCAUCAUACCACUCACGAGCGCAUUGACGACUAUAACUCCCAAACCAGCAGUCCCACAUAGUAAGGCAUCCGUUAGUAGUAUCCCCACCAAGAACAAAAUUGAGUCGGUGAACUAUGGGUCAUCGGCUGGGCCCUGUAUCAUCAGUAGGGUGAAACCUGUCCCUCCCAAGUCGGCUCCUCCGUCCACCAUCAUCGCGAGAAGGAUACGACUCGAGGUGGAACAAAACGUCAGAGACGAAAAGAAGGAGGUAGCUGCUAAAGAAGAGACAGAUGAAGAAGAGGAGGAUGAAGUAGAUGAUGAUAAGAGUGAUGCAUCCAAACUUGAAGGAGAUGCUGUUUCACAAAGCAGUGACAAUUCACGACAUGUGUCGCCCGGUCAGUCAGAGAAAGGAUCACGUCCAGGCUCUUCUACGAGCACCGUGGUAACGGAUGAAACCGACUUUCUUCAGAUGGAUGGCUUACUCAACGAUCUCUAUCAGGAGAAACAAACGGGAGGAUUUCUGAUGAAGUUUCUAGAGAAAAGGGAAGACAAGAUUGCUGUCAACUGUCUUGCUUGUUGGCAUGAGCUUCAGGAAUACCAUGCUCUUUUCUACAUGGAUGUAUUCAAGCCUUACAACCUCAUCAGGAAAGCUAAGGAGAUCCAGUCUAAGUAUGUGGUGGAGCAAUGCUUCUUCGAGGUGAACUGCCCGGCAAUGAUCAGGUAUCAAGUAUUCCGUCAGAUCAACCCUCCGUACGAAGAACUCUUUGAUGGACUGGAAGAACAUCUCUUAUCAAUGCUUCUCGUCCCUUGGCUUGCUAUGAAAGAUAAAGACAGAUCACUUUCAAAUAAGAUUGAGGUUCUUGAAGAAGAAAGGCAGUUGGACAACAUAAAAUCCAGACAUCUACAGAAAUUACAGAGAAGACUCAUGCGAGAGCGCAUCGCAACGCCAGACUUUACGAUGGAAGGUGAAGAUGAGGAAACAAAGAGAGAGGUCUACUAUGAAAACCUUGCAGAGAAAGUUCCUGUGGAAUUCAGAGAUUACGACUUUGAUAAACUCAUCAGGAAUCGCAUGGAAGUUGAGCACUUCAGAAAAUUCCUUGAGGAUAAUUAUGCAUUAAUGGAUCUGAUGUGUUGGCUGGAUAUUGAAUCAUUCCGUCGUACUCCCCACCUUGACACUAAGAAACGAGAUGCAAAGGCGAUCGAUAUCAAGACCAAGUACCUCAACAAGAAAUAUUUCUUUGGUCCAAACAGCCCAGCAACAAGGAUGCAGCAGCAUCAGACCAUGAUGGCUGGUGGAGGAUGGGGCAAGCUCCUUCAAGACAGACCUCCCAAUCAAAUCAUGCUGGAGGCACAGAAGUACGUCAGAGAACGUCUAGCUCGUAAAUGGCUCCCUCUCUUUAUAAUGACCGACACGUUCCAAGAGAGACAGCGCCCUCACAUUAGAAUGGAAGACGUAGUCGAUGACGUCAUGGCUAAUAAACGCAAGAGAUACAUGGCUAUCUACAAGCUUCUUGAGAGUCGCUUUGUGUCGUCAUCCCACGAGAUCAUUGCGUUGCGUCAAGCCUUGAUCAACCCGAUCACAUGUCAGCAAUUCAGGAAGUAUGUCAGUCUCAAAGGAGAGCACCUUGAAAAUGAUGUUCUGUUCUGGUUAGAAGUGCAGAAAUUCAAGGAAAUGUACCACGUGCAUAGUGAGGAGUCACUGAUACACCAGAAGAUUCAAGCCAUCUUACGAUGUUUCAUCAACUCGGAGAUGGGAUCGAAUCUACAGAUUGACAUCACUCCCGAGCAGGCCGAGAAGAUUUUGGAUAAACGCAUGAGGGAGAUGGGACCUUACGUCUUCAGAGAUGCACAGUUGACGGUAUUUAGGGUACUGUCCAGUCAUUGGAAGGAUUUUCAGAAGUACAGAACGAGCCUUUCUGAAGAGAAGAUGCUUGAAGAGCUCGAUAGAAAGAGAAGCAAACAGAGGAAGAAAGAGAUGGAGAGAGCCCGCAUUGAAGAUGAAAGAGAAUUUGCCAAACAGAAUGCCCCUAAGGAAGACGACCACAGCUCCGGUAUGGGUAGUAGUCUUAGUAUGAGACGUAUGUCAACCCGUCUAUCUAGCAUCAUUCCUGGUUUCCUAGAAGAUGAAGAAGAGGAAGAAGAAGAGAAAGUACAAUGGAAAUACUCUGAUUAUGUUGAAGGUUUGGAGAGAGAGAAACAGCUUCUCAAUGGUGAUGAUAGAGCUUCUAGUCUUAUGUCAACCAUCGAAAGCCUUGCAGAGGACCCGAAUUCAGCUCGCUGGGAGAAAGCUGCUAAGAAUUCACAGAAUGAAUCAGAGAAAUACAGUAAAGGAAAGACCAAAUCUAAGACGAAAGAAGGAAGGGGUAAGCGCAGUCCUGCCUCUAGCAUCAAAGACCAGCCACUGACGAGCAGCCUGGGAGGUCAAAGUGAUGGUCCAGCCAAGAAUGGGGUCAAGAAACGUGUUACACUUGUUGAACCGGUCAAACCACCAAAGAAUACUCCAGGACCUCAUGGUGACAUGGGGACAAAGGUCAGAGGUCAAGGUAGGCAAAAACCGCCCGGUCAAGUGAUGCAACCAAUCAAAUCGAAGAAAAAGUGAGAGUAAUGACAAAUGAUUGAUUUGAUAAUUGAUUAACUUUUGUAAGGUAAUGAGCUUUAAUGGUAUCAUUAAUGUUUUCAAAAUCAUGGUUUGAAUUGUUUUUUUUUCUCCAAGAUUGAUCAAUUUACAUGGUGGGGGGGUGGGGGGGUGUUUCACAAAUAUUUAAGUGCGACUAAAAAUCCUUGAAUUUCCAAUUGUGCAUGGUGUAUAAUGCCUCACUGCAUUGGUGAAAUCGUGCUCAGGAGAUGCACGCUACUGGGUCCUCAUUAUUUAGAUCAUGUGUUGAAUUCACAUGUGGGCCUUGGUACAUCGCUUUAAUAAGUCAUUGUGAAACACCCCUGUGUCCUGUGACACAAAGGUUAGCGAUUAAUCCUAUGCUUGAUUUUUACGAUUGAUUGCAAAUUGUAGUCAAUGCAAUCAAUGGUAAAAUAAUGCUCUGCAGUGAUCGUUGAGCUCUAUGUUUCGGGCCAAUGGUCUUAUCCCUUCUUCAUGUGUACCAUUAAUAUUUUUUUUCUUGUUAGUGGAUAAAAGUGAUCAACAAUAGAUGGAUAAUUCCUAUGCCAAAUUUGCUUUCCACCAAUCAAACAACGAUUUCAGUUGAUUAUAAUAGUAGCUUGUUAUUCUAAACAUGUUUUGUGAAACCCACCCUCAGGAGUAACUAUGCAAGAGCAAAUCACGUAGUAGCAAUAUUAAUCAUGCAGCUAACACUUCCAACAAGACUAGUUUUAUAUAAUUCAUUUAUUGCGUAUGCAAUUACUGUGGCUGAAAAAUGUUAUUGAACUUUAUUUUUAUGACAAUAUAAAAUGUACAUUCAAAGCAUUUUAAAGUAUUUUUAGAGAUUGUAAUAAUAAGCAAGUAAUGGAACUAAAGCAAUACACACAAUUUCUACUUCACUGUAUAGCUACUUGUCUGAUAUAUUCUCUGGAAAAUAAAAUGAUAGGUUCUUUUGCUUGUCUUUGAUGUAUUGUAUAGUAUGCAUUAUGAGGAGAAUUGUAAAUGCUUGACUUGGCAAAUAUAAUGUCAGCAUGUAUAUUACAGAAAGUAAAUUGAAAAAUUGUUAAUUCAUUUUUACGUAAAUUAUUUUCAGGGGCCAUUCUUAUGGAAGGAUUUUCGCUUUUUUUAAACGCUGUAAAUAUAAAUUUUAUACAGCAGUGAAAUUUCUAUACAUUCCAUUCAUUGUAUCUGCAUUCUUCCAAGUCUUCGUCCUAUAUUAUUUGUAUAGCUUGUGAAUUUAUGGAAAUCAUUUAUAUUUAUGCAAUAUAAACCUCUAUGUAUAUGUUUAUUGAAAAGGUGAAUUACAAGUAACUUCCAAAUCCUAUGGCCUGGAAUCCCAAAGGAGGUUUGAAUUGCAUUCAUUGUCUACAGAGAGGGUAGAAAGCCCUCUUCUAUUUUUUAAAGUGCACUUUAACAAGUGCAUGCCUUGCCUAAUUGUGCUCCAACAGCAAUUAUGGGUGGGUGCGUCGUGGUCUAGUGGUUCUCAUGACUCGCCUUUCAAACAGAGGGUCGUGUGUUCGAAUCCUAGCCAUGGCAUGUUUUCCUUCAGCAAGAAAUUUAUCCACACUUUGCUGCACUCAACCCAGGUGAGGUAUAUGGGUAUCGGCAAGAAGUAAUUCCUCAAGAAGCUGUGCGCACCAGAAUAGGUAGAUUAGCUUAGCCGGGGUAAUAUAGGAGUGCCUUGAGCACCUAGCAAGUUGGACACGUGCGCCAUAGUAUACAAAUCCUAUAUUAUUAUUUUUUUAAAUGUAAUUGGAUCAUAUUCAGUGUGUGUGCAUAUCUGCAAAAUCUGCAGUGGGGGUUUAAAGGGGAAUUUCACCCUGACAAAAAGUUAAUUGUAAAAAUAGCAGAAAAUCAAUACAAAAGAAUGCCGAAGGUUUGAGCAAAAUCCAUCAAAGAAUAAGAAUUUUGAUUAUUUGAUUUGUGACAUAUGUGAGCAGCUUCCCUACAUAUCGUAUGGUAAAAAAUCAAUUAACUGUCAUUUUCUCAGAAAAUUGAAUAUGGUUUUUACUGUACCUUCAGUACAUCAAUAGACAAAUCAUUUCACAUCCAUUCCUAAAAAGAAAGAAAAAAAGUCCCCAC